Micromonas commoda is the source of this 2994-nucleotide messenger RNA. RefSeq names its product p-type ATPase superfamily. Lineage: Eukaryota; Viridiplantae; Chlorophyta; Mamiellophyceae; Mamiellales; Mamiellaceae. The annotation marks the transcript as partial. The record is from RefSeq and is a predicted model, not a curated record. Gene Ontology annotation, biological process: intracellular calcium ion homeostasis. Gene Ontology annotation, cellular component: endoplasmic reticulum membrane. Gene Ontology annotation, molecular function: ATP hydrolysis activity; ATP binding; P-type ion transporter activity. The transcript has 4 exons.
AGCGCGGAGGCGGCGACGCACAAGUGGGGCGCGAACGAGCUGAGGGUGCCGAGGCCGGGGUUCUGGGACCUUCUUAGUGAGCAGCUCGUCGCGCCGUUUUUCGUGUUUCAGACGUUUUGCUGCAUCCUCUGGCUCGCCGACGAGUACUGGUACUACUCGCUGUUCACGCUCGCGAUGCUCGCGGUGUUUGAGAGCACGGUGGCGUCGCAACGGCUGAGAAACGUGGACGAGCUCAUGUCCCUGACGCCCAACGGGGCGUCGCUGCUGGUGCACCGGGGCGGGCGGUGGACGCGUCGAUCGGCGCGGGAGCUGGUACCGGGCGACGUGGUCUCGGUGACGGCGAACGGAGUGAACGACGUCGGCGAGGAGGAGGUUUGCCCGGCGGACCUUGCGAUCGUCUCUGGGGACGCCACAGUCACCGAAGCGAUGCUCACGGGCGAAUCCACGCCCCAGCGCAAGCGCGCUAUAGAACCCGGGGGCGACCAACCGGUUGAUACCGCGAUUGAUAAGACCGCCACGCUGUUCGCGGGAACCAGGGUGCUUCGAGCGGAGCACGGGUCCGCGAGCGGCGGGGACGGCAAACCCCCGGACAAGGGAUGCGUCUGCGUCGUGCUCCGAACCGGGUUUGGCACCGCGCAGGGCGAGCUCGUGCGGACCAUCCUGCACGCCGGCGAACGCGUCACCGCGGAUUCGUGGGAGACGGGCGCGUUCAUCGCCGUCUUACUCGCCUUCGCGUCGGUGGCUUCCACGAAAGUGCUGCUCCACGGCCUCGCCGACCCGACGAGGAGCAGGUACAAGCUGUUCAUCAACUGCGUCACCAUCCUCACCUCCGUCAUACCCCCCGAGCUUCCCAUGGAGCUGUCCAUCGCCGUCAACACGUCCCUCAUCGCGCUUGCGAAGAGACGCGUGUUUUGCACCGAGCCGUUUCGCGUCGUCGACGCCGGCCGAUGCGACGUGUGUUGCUUCGACAAGACGGGCACGCUGACCGAGGACGAGCUCCGGUACGAGGGCGUCGCCGCCGCGUCGGACUGCCCGGUGCUGACGACGUGCCCCGGGGACCUCUCCCGAGACGUACCCGAGGCGGCGCUGGCGCUUGGGUCGUGCCACUCGCUGGCGCUGGUGGGGGGCGCCGCCGCGGGGGAUCCCAUGGAACGCGCGGGUCUGGCGGGGUGCGACUGGACCCUCCUGCCUCAGGACAGGUCCGCGAGCGGCGCGAGCUCGGUCGCGACGCGCACCGCGAGGGUGAUGACGCGCCACGCGUUCCGAUCCGAGCUGCGGCGGAUGUCCGCCGUCGUCGCCGUCGAAGGCUUCGACGGGUGCAAGCGACGGGUCGUGGCCAAGGGCGCCCCCGAGACGAUGGAGGCCACCUUACGAAAACUUCCCGCCGGGUACCGCCGCGCGCACGAGGCUCUCGCGAGGCGCGGCUACCGCGUCAUCGCCCUCUGCGCGAAGGCAAUCCCCGACGACAAAGACGUCUCGGCCGUCAAGUCCAUGACGAGGAAGGAGUGCGAAUCGGGUUUGGACUUUAUCGGUUUCGCCGCCUUCGCGUGUCGCGUGAAACCGACCUCCGCGCCCGCCGUCGGCGUCCUCGCCAACUCGUCUCACGCGUCCGUGAUGAUCACGGGAGACGCGCCGCUCACAGCCUGCCACGUGGCGGCCGAGGUUGGCAUAACGACGAGACCGACUUUGCUUCUCGAGUCCGACGGCGGCGACGAUUGGUGGUGGGCGACGCUCGACGGGAAGAAAGUGGAGCCCCUGCCACUUUUCAUCACCACUUAUGACACCGCCAGGUCGGGUUCGCUCGCCUCGCUGGCGCGCGAAUACGACCUGGCGGUGUGCGGGAAAGGUCUCGACGCCAUGACGCGGCGUGACCGACUCGCAGACUGCGUCAAACACGUGCGAGUCUACGCGAGAACGGCUCCGGAACAAAAGACUCGAAUCGUGCGAGCGAUGCGAGAUGCCGGUUUGAGGGUGAUGAUGUGCGGGGACGGGACCAACGACGUCGGGGCGCUGCGGGCGUCGCACGUCGGCGUGGCGCUCCUCGACGACGGGGCCCGGGCCCGGGGGAUGGGGAACCACAGAGACCACCGGGUGGGGUCGUCGAGGAGCGAGUCGAACGGGAGGGAGUCGUCGAACGAAAAAUUGAACGGGACGGAAACACACGGGGGCGGAACGAACGGCGACGUCAUCGCGGAGCUCACGAGGCGAAUGGAUGCUGCGGACGAUCGAAGCGCGGGCGGGCGACUGGCGUUAGCCGUCAGACCCGGCGACGCGUCUCUCGCGGCGCCGUUCACCGCGAGGAGCGGCGGCGUCGCGCCGUGCGUCGACCUCGUUCGGCAGGGCCGAGCCGCGCUGGUCGCCUCGCAGCAGAUGUUCAAAAUUCUCGGCCUGAACUGCCUGUGCACGGCGUACGUCAUGAGCGUGCAGUUCCUCGACGGGGUCAAGUUCGGCGACACCCAGAUGACGUGUGGCGGGUUGAUCACCGCGGGGAUGUUCCUGGCGCUCAGCCGCGCGGCGCCCAGCCAAAGACUGGCGCCGUGCAAACCCCGAUCGACGAUUUUCACAGCGUACUUUUUCGCUUCGGUGAUUUGCCAAUUUGCGGUUCACCUGUUGUCGCUGUGGUACACGCUGGACGUCGCCAAGGCGUACGCGGAUGGAGAAACAUCGACGCACCCGCUCGAAUCGCCCUUCGCCCCGAACCUAAUCAACACCGUCUCCUUCCUGGUCAACACGUUCACGCAGACGGCGACGGUGGCGGUCAACUACGUCGGCGCGCCGCACUGCGCGACUCUGCGCGAGAACGCGCCGCUGUUUUACUCCGUGCUCGGAACGUAUUUGGCGCUGGGGGUGUUGACGUCGCAGAUUUUCCCGAAACUCAACGAAACCGCGGAGCUUUACGCAAUGCCGACGGGGUUGGCGUCGACGCUGUGUCUGGUGAUGGCGUGCGACCUGGCGGCGUGCUGGGUCAUCGAGAGGACGAUGGACGCGGUGUUU